AGCACUUCUGACUGACACGCAUUCACCUGUUGUUCCAUCAAAUGUGAGGAUAUCUGUUGCCUCUUACCAAGAAAUUCAAUGGGAGGAAGGAGGUUUCCAGACAACACUUGACUUUCUGAGUGUCUGACCAGAGCAGACAAACUCAUCUGAACAAAGAGGAGAGACACUAAGCUGCAUUUAUCAUGUCAGUCAAGCUACCCAAGAGGCUGAGCAGCAAAAAGAAAAGUAUGAUCAUACCUCUAAAGGACAAUGCACAUGCGGAGGUUUUUAAUAAACUUGGUCUGGAGGCCUUCUGGACUAAACCAUUGGACCCAGCAUCUAUGUUGGACAUCAGCACUUGGAACCUGGAGAACCAAGCUCCUCUGGACCCAAAGGAUCUACCAAAUGCUUUCCUCCAACGCCUUUGGCUGCUGAGCCCAGAUGCCCGCAGUCCCUUGUGCAAAGCUCAGCAUGAUGCAGACAAAUCAUCUGAGGAAAUGAUUAAUGGUUUUGAAGGAGAAAAUCAAUGUGAAGUAAACCCCCUUGAUUUGGUUUCAGCUGUCUUUAUGUCUGCCAACUCUUUCCUUCAUCAUGAGAUGGCUGUGCGCAUGGUGCAAUGUCAAUUUGCAGUGCCUCUGGUUCUUCCAAACAUAGAUCCAGAAGAGCCCAGUCAUUACCUCCUUUGGCCCUUGAGAGGGGUUUUAAGCCAGUGGAGGUCUCACUUUCCAGAUAGAAACGGAAAGGUCCAGGAGGGGGAUUUGGCAAGCACACCCAUGCCAGUGAUUUCUUGUGUGAAGCUUGGUCACUGUGGUGUUUCGAAGUCACAGGUACUAAAUACUGUUAUAGGUGGAGAAACAUUUCUCCACAGGGGUAUGGAUGGAGGACAGAUGCCGAGAAGACUCUCCAAUGGCUUGGUAGAGAUUGGGUGGUAUCUACCUACUGGAGAUCUUGCAAGAGACAUUUUUCCUGUCCCUGUGGUCAUCUCUAACCUACGUGGUGACGCCAGUACACAUGAGAAACACCUCAGCUUUCUUUGCCAGGCAUCUUCAGCUGUUGUCAUUUUCUGUGGGGAUCUUAAAGAGAAAGAAAAACAGCUUCUUGCUUCAUGCAAUCAUAUGGCAAACAAGCUCAUACUGAUUGACCUGUCUGACAAAGAGACAAAUGACAACAGGGUUAUUGGGUUUGCUGAUCAGAACCUUAGUGAAUACUUGGGGCUUCCAGAAGGUUCAGUUAUUCAAGCAAAUGCUUUGACUCAGGAGGAACUGUCUAGUAGGCUGUCUGAAAUCCUGAAAGAUCUGUUACCAGAUAAACUAAAACUUGUAACACUUGAGACAGCGGCAAAACUAGCAGAGGAGCAAGGCCUCAGUGUAGAUGAAGGGGCAGUCUGUAAAAAGGCAAUGGCCAAAGUAGAGGAAGUAUUGAAAGGUUUAGAUGAGGGAUCUGCCAAAUUUAGGGAUGAACAGCUUCCCUUGCAAGGGUCUCUUUGGAGCAAACUGGCCAAAAUCGAAAAGGAAGAGAAAAAACAUCAAAAAGAGAGUAAAGACAUCAACUCACAACUACAACAAGAAAAGAAAGACAUCUUGGUAGCAUUGAGCUGUUACAAAAUGACCCCAGCAAUGAAGGUUUUCACUGAUGUGCUUUUCACAGCAGAUAAAGUGGAGAGGUCAUGUUUUCUUACGUGUAUGAAGCUGAAGCUUACCCAGAUGCAAAUUGAAAAACAAAACAGUCCCCAAGAUUUAUUCACAAAACUGCAGACAGAAAAAAGUGAUGACCUGACUGGAAAUUACAAUGUGCUUGGAAAUGGAGCCAAUGACAUGAUAGAUGAAAGUGAUAGUUUCUGCACAGAUUCAACAUUUGAAGAAGACGACAGCGAAGAACAACCUGUAAAUACUGAACUGCAAGUUUCAGGGCAAGAAAUGGAAUUAACCCAAGAGUUGCAGCAUAUUUUGCUGAAGUACACAGAGAGGACUACAGAACCACAGUCACAAACGAAGGACAAUAUUGAGUCCACAUAUGCAGUCAUAGAGCAGCAGUUACCUAUGAUGUCAAUUGAGAAAAGUGAAAAGAAGACGAAACACAAAGUACAUUUCGAAGAAGAAAUUUCCGAUCCAGACUCAAAGGACCAAAACUCUCAUUCCCCGUCUCAAGAAAAUGGAAUCUUAAUCUGCCAAGGGAAACAGACAGAUGAAUCAGAGUUUACACUAGCAGAGUCAAGUACAAAAAAUUCUGCGAAGCAACAAAUGUGUCAAGAUGUUUCCUUUGAUCAUCAGGUAGCCAAAUGUUCACAUCCUUCUGAACUUGAACCAUCUUGGCUGGGCCUUGAGCACUUCUUGCGCGAGAUGGGCCUAAUUUUUGAGUUAACACACAUUAGCCCUGGCAGUGGGAGCCACAAUGUGUUGCGUCUCCCUAGCAUAGCUACAGACCUUCUUCUCCAUGGAAUUCCACUUGAACUGAUGGAUGGAGAUGCCUCAAACAUCCCAAUCCGGUGGCUUGCCUGCGUCUUAGCAGAGCUUAAACGUCGCCUACCUCAAGACCAGUGCAGGACCCGAGUGCUGACAAACCUUGGUGUACAUCAUGCACAAAACGCAGAGGUUCUUUCAGCACUAUUUGGGGUGAAAUUUCCUGAAGGUAGGAAAAGAUCAACUAGAGGGUUGUACAUGGCUGCCCUUUGUCUCCCUGAUUACCUAAGAGAAGACAUGGAGUGUGAUUUUUUGUUUUUGGUUGAUGCUGAAGGCCUCUGCUCAAAGUCCCUAGGCAACAAAGGAAGCACGCUGAUUCAUGACAAUGAAAUGGCUACUGUUGCAACAGGAUUUAGUGAUGUUUUAAUGCAUAACAUCUCUUCACAUUCAAGUGCUGAGUUUGAAACCAACUUCACAGUGAUAGUCAAUGCUCUCCUGCGCAUCAAAGAAUCUGCCUCCAUUCCCAUUUGCCAACUCUUGGUGCAGGAUGAAGGAAUAAAUAACACAUUGCAAACAUCACAGCUAAGGCGUGUUUCUGAGAUGCUUCAGACAGAGACUCGGGAUCAAGUAACUAACAAUAUUGAUCACCAUUAUGCAAAGACCUCAAGCAGCAUCACCUAUGUCAAAGGACCUUGGCAAAAUAGAGCUCUCUCUCAACCAGUUGAUACAAAUUAUAGUAAUGCUAUGUUAAAACUAAAGCAAAACUUGUUUGGGGCAUUGAAGAAGUGUUCAGAGAAGUCUAAAGCCAAAGAACUGCCUGAGCUUUUUAGCCAUUUAUGUGCUGUGUGGGAUGCAGUGAGAGCAGAAUCCUAUUCUAUUGGUCUGCAAAAUACUGACAUAGCUUUGGUAUUCUCUUUAUUGUGCACAGAGCUUUCUCAGUGGGAGGAUAGAGUUCUGGAAAACAUGGAAAAUUGGCUCAAGGAGGCAAAAAACAAGAUCUUUGCAUCAAAGACAAAGGCUUUAGAUGCAAAAAUCCAAAAUGACCUUCUGAAUGAGCUAAAGAAUGAAGCCGGAGAAGAAGUCAAAGCAGAGGUGGUCAAACUCAGGUCCAAAGUAGAUGCCUAUAUGAUGAAAGAAGACCAUCUCAAAAUGAACACAUUCAAGCCAAUCCUCAUGAGCAAUUUGGAUGAACUCCAGGAGCGAGUAACUGAAGAGAUGAAACAAAGGUUGGAGACAGUCACAGAGAGCCAUUGCUCUUCGACACAGCUGCAAAAGUUUGAGACUUUGUUGGAAUCAGAACAGCAUUCAAAGCUGCAUGCACUGUUGGAGAACAGCAGGUCUACAAACGUUCUCCUUAAAGAUACAGAACUAGAAGAAGAAUUUGAGAGUGUGUGGGAUAAGACAAUGUCCAGUUUUGACUUCAGGCCUUCAGGAACUGAUGACAUUACAGCAAGAGUGACUGAUAUUCUGAAAGGAAAUCUAAUCAGCCGUGGGCUUCAGAAACACAUAAAAAAACUGGAAGAUAUCAGCCCAAACCCGACACCUACAUUCCAGGUUUAUGAUGAGCACUUUGGAUACCGUAGCAGAUUGAAGCACAUGUUUGAGGAUAAUAACAGGCUACAAAGGUUGGAGGCUCAAAAAGUUGCAAGCGAUAUCAUAGAAGAAUAUAGUCAGUUUGUAGCAGCUAAAUCUAGAUUAACAGCAGAUUUCUCUGACAGCUAUAUUACUGAAAUGUUGGAGAAUGUCGAAAAAACUUUGAAAGAUAAAUCUUUCGAAAUCAGAUCUGCUUUUGAAGUGGAUCUGAAAGCUUAUCUCUGUAGCUCUGCAUGUCGAGACUUCCAAAUACUACAUGAUCGCUAUGCAAAGGACACAGAGCUUCUGAUGUGUCUCACUGCAAACAAGAGUAGGUACUUGGCACAGUUUAUGUACCAGUUCAGGAAAAGAGACCAGUGCCAGAAAAUGGCUCAAGCAUUCACCUCCAUGGUCAUUAAACCUACAGUCUUGGACUACAUUUAUAGGCCACUGGGGAAGCGAAUUGUCGAGGAGAUCAGAGAUAAUGCCCAGCAGUAUCACUCCUCACAUGACUUCCACCAAAGCUUACUCGAAGAGUUGUUAAAGGAGGACUGCUUUGAAAAUUUCCUGGAAUAUUUGCUAUCCUUUGACAACUUUAGACAGAAAAGGAUCCAGAAGUCAGUAUUGGCUCACCUCUCUGAAUCCACCAACUUGAAUAAAUGGAGGCAACAGAGACUUGGUGAAAUUGUAGGAAAGAUUGCAGCAGCAGUGAGCCAAACCCUGGAAGGUACCAGUGGAGUGCUCAGCGGUACAAAGAUACUGUUGGAGAGCGUGUGCCUCACUUUAGAGGAAGAUGGGGAUGUGGAAGUCACAAGGGCAGUGCUAGAUGGACCUCUCUUCAGUAUCACCACAGAAUGGGAUCGUUUUGUCACUUGUCUAAUGGAGUUACUGGCUGAAAUUCGCUUGGACCUAGCUCAGGAAUUCUCCCAAAAUGUGGACAGUAACCAACUUCUUCAGUGCCUUCCAGUUCAGCCGCAAGACUCUCUUUUCAACAGCGUGAGAGGCUGUGAACAGCAAUGUCCUCUCUGCAGAGCCCCCUGUGAGCUGACAGAGAUGGGGCAUGAGGUCCACAUGGCUUUGCUCCACAGGCCAAGAGGUAUGGUUCCAUAUAACUCGAGUUCUUUGUCCUGUAUUACUUUCCCUGGAAGCAUGACCGAGGAGAAUGCAGGCCAAAAAAAGGACACACACAACAUGUCUAUGGCGGGGGAUUCAUGCAGAAGCCUUCAUUCCUUAUAUCCAGAAUGGAGCACCUCCACAGAAAACCCAAACGACCAGAUGCCGGGUCCCUACUGGAGGUAUGUGUUGGCGAGGUUCAAUGAGAGGUUUGCACAAGAGUACGAGCAGGAGCCGGCAAAGAUUUCAGAUGAUUGGAAGAAGAUCACUGAGGAGGAGGCAUUGAACAGUCUGAGUAUGGGCUUCCUGACUCAACAGUAAUACUGUCCUGAGCAGAAGCUACCUUUAUAGCAUGUGCAUGUGGUAGAAUAAUGCUCAAGUUUUAUUUUUUAUAAACUGGUCUAGAAGUCUUUAACAUGAAUCAUCCAGGAUGCUGUCGUUUAUAAUAAUUAGCUCUUUGUAUUUCCCAUUCUGCCUCCUAACCAAGGAACAAGACAAAUCUGCAAGCUCAUGUUUAGUUUUCAUGUUUGAUGUGUCAGGUCACCAUACUGUUUUUGAACCAGACAAUGCUAAUAUCAAAAGAAAAUGAAACCCGAGGAAAAAAUGUAUAUAGAAGUGAAAUUGUAAAGCAGUUAGCAUUGAAGUAGAGUAUAGAUAAAUAUAAAUUAGCUGCCUUUUAUCUAUUGAUAUUUCUUUUUUUGCUGUUAGUUUAUGCCAAUAAAUAUUGGUUGAAUUGCAUAUAUUCUGUUGACAUGUCGAUUUGGUUGGCACUAAUUUGUUUUGUUGAAAAUUACUUCUUCUAAUUCAGCUCUGAUUUUGUUGACAUUUUAUGAACCACUGUUUCCCUCCAAACUAUCGUUCCUGGGAAAUUUUGUAUGACCUGAAAGGCACCAGACCAUUUUUCAAAUGUCAGUUCAAGUAUUUGGAUAAAAUGUGUCACUAGUUGAAAGCUUAAACCCUGUUUUCAAAAAGUAGGAACACUGACAUAUUGUUCAUCUUUCAUUGCUUCCCAGUUGAAGGCUUCGUUAUGAUAUUAACACUAUAAAACAGUCAUGUAAGAUAUGGUUGGAUGCUAUAGUGUAAGUUCAUGUCUAACAAUAGCUGGCCAUUUCUUUAAAAUGUGAUUUUUACUUCGAUAUAUUAAUUGAUGUCCCUCUGGACUUUGUCAACCUGUUGGAUUUAACUUGCUCAGUCAGAAAGUUUAACAAUUUGUAGGAUUACCUUCAUUUAUGUGUGACAUUUUCUGCCACAACACAGCCAUUUACCUUCCUUAAAGGGAUUUGUAACAUGAAAGUUUAUGGGUGGUUAUGAGCAGAGAGAGCUUGAAUUCUCUCUUGUGGAAACAUAGACUGAAGCACUGAAACAUGUACUUGCAUACACUUAGUAUAAAUUAAAUACAUGAAAAGAAUGACUGGAGGCAGAAGUCAAAUACUGAUAACCACAAGAGGGCAAUGUUUGAUGGAUUCUCUGCUGGCUCAAAGCAUGAGAAGGAUGUCACCUGGAUUUAGUACUGCCAUAUGAGCAUGCAUAUCUAAAGGAAUUGAUAAUUGCUUGCUAGGCUUUAAAAGCGCAGAGGGUUUUAGGCUCUGACCCAGGUGAUGAAAUGUCUCUGAAUUUGCAAGAUUUUGUAUUCCUUUAUGACGUAUUCCUAUAUUGUUCCAGCAACGACUGGCAGUAGAGAAUAAACAAUGUGCAGCACUUCAGAUGCCAAAGAGGAUCCAGGAGUCUAAAACCCUGUUUAACUAUUAAUAAUUCAUGCCCCCCUUCAGUUCUCUUCGGCACUUUGAAAUGAGGGUGCUGUGUGUCUAACUUUGUCUUAAUAUGCCACACUAGUUUCAGAAAAUUAUCAUGCAUGCAUAUAUCUUGAGCUGUGUCAUAAAAUGAUCUUUUUCUUUUUAAGUAACA
Molecule: messenger RNA, 6968 nt
Organism: Labrus mixtus (cuckoo wrasse)
Lineage: Eukaryota; Metazoa; Chordata; Actinopteri; Labriformes; Labridae
Gene: gvin1l2
Product: interferon-induced very large GTPase 1
Exons: 4
Coding region: 183-5384 (1733 amino acids)
Molecular function (GO): GTP binding
Source: RefSeq, a predicted model, not a curated record